CUUCUCUCCUCUCGGAAAAGAAAGUCAUGCCUGUUGUUUGUAGCGAUUUUCAUUUGGUCUAUUAAAUUUACUGUACCUUUAUGCAGCGGUCAGUAUAACAAGUAAAAUGUAGCGCGUUUUUUUUUCUACUAUUACGUACAAUUUGUAUGUGAUUCAUAACAUUUGACUUGGCCUAGGCCUAGCUAGUGAAACUUUAUAGACGCGGCGUAGGGGCUUAUCCUCCUAGGCUAGAGGCUAGCCUAGGCCUAGCCCUUAUCAAUCUUCAAAUUACUGACACGGAGAUGUUGCAUGUCAGUACGGUAUUGACUUACAUGCAUCAGGGAUCAGAUUUGUUUCAAGCUUAUUUUUAAAGCACGGCUCCUUCCUUUUUCAAGAAGUAUGCCUAGAAAGUGGGUAGAAAGAGAUAGCCAUGAUAAAUGAAUUACGACCCAGAGAGCCUAUUCCGCAGUUUGAAAGAACCAUAUCGAAACUGCAGAAAUUGGAGAAUGGGGAAGGUUGGCCGUACAAUGCAGGAGCGAUGGCCAUAGCAUUGAAUGCCGGGCUUGUCGGACUCGUCUCUAAUUCCUACUUUCGCCGGAUGCUGAAGGUGCGAAAAUUGCUCGUGUUCACCAGUCUGCCGAUGGCGGUUUUGCCUGCAUUAAGCAUCACUCCUGCUUGGGUAAUGUUAAUUUCUAAGCCGCUGGUAGAAGGCAGUUUGAGGUGCGAUAUUUGUGCUCAGAUGCGUGGUGUUGCCCUAAAUUUUACAUUCGGUUUAAUCUACCCAAGUAUUAUAGCAAUGCCACUUGUAGCCUCCAUUGCUCUUCGGCAUAAGACAGUUGAAGUCCCGGAGAUGAAAUUUAGCAAAGCUGCAAUUAACGCGCAAAUGAAGUUCUGGGUACAGAAGAGCCGUUUCUUCAAGUCACAGUUUAUAAGCCUAGCUUUGUUCCAGUGCGUGGCAGGAAUGUACAUAGCUCACAAACAGUACGCGGUUGCUCUUGAAUAUGUACACAAACCUAAAUGGAAGUCAAUGGAAGAGUUACAUUGAAUUAUAGUUUUAUGAGAGAUAGAUAUAUGUCACAUUUUAGAGACUACUAAAGCCUGUUUUUCACUUUACAAAUUUAUUUGAAAAGCGUCGAAAGCGUCUGUUGAUUAUUCAUUCAUUCACAUUUCUAUCUGAGUUUUCGCUUCAGCGAAAUUGGUAGGUGGUCUGAACCAAGGGGUGACUGAGAGCCUCGGUCAGUGUCCCGGAAUAAAAAUCCCUGGUAACGUUCAUGAGAUGAAGUUAUAUUGCUUAGUAUGGCCCAAAGUGUGCUUUUAGACCACAAUAUUAGGGAUUGGCAAUCAAAAUAGUGUUAUUUGGAUAGGUAAGUUAUUGUUUUUGGUGCGACAACCUUUCAUGGCAUCGGACGACGGUUGGUCCAGCCAGGCCUGUCCGAUGAGGAGGGUGUAAAUGUCCUCCCAUUGUCACCACCACUGCUACAGUGGUUAAAUAGGUGAGCAUUGUGAAUAUGUGAUAAAUAUGCAAUAAAUUUUCUUCAGAUUACCUCAA
This is a messenger RNA of Anneissia japonica, 1528 nucleotides long. RefSeq names its product transmembrane protein 126A-like. NCBI's taxonomy places the organism in Eukaryota, Metazoa, Echinodermata, Crinoidea, Comatulida, Comatulidae. Bases 410 to 1024 code for a protein of 204 amino acids. Gene Ontology annotation, cellular component: mitochondrion. The transcript has 5 exons. Gene Ontology annotation, biological process: mitochondrial respiratory chain complex I assembly. The record is from RefSeq and is a predicted model, not a curated record.